Messenger RNA from Opisthocomus hoazin, 1848 nucleotides. Lineage: Eukaryota; Metazoa; Chordata; Aves; Opisthocomiformes; Opisthocomidae. The record is from RefSeq and is a predicted model, not a curated record.
AUGGGGCUGUGGCUGGAGGGGUUCGGCGUCCUGCUGACCUUGGCUUUGAGGGUAAAGGCUGUGCAGGUGAAGGGACUUGCCCCGGGCCAUCGAAGGAGGCAGUGUCAGAGACAGGAUGGCUGCUGCUGCCGCUGGUUCUCCGUCCCUCCCGAGCCGGUGGUGAGCGCGUGCGGCCGGGGCGGAGUGGCCAAAUUCGGCGGCUUUUUCUCGGUCCUCGUCCGUUCCAGCCCUCCUCGGCGGUGUAAACCGACGAUAGAAAAUAUCAAAGUCUAUCUCCAUGAGAAGGAGCUAUGGAAGAAGUUUCAUGAAGCUGGCACCGAAAUGAUAAUAACCAAAGCAGGCAGGAGGAUGUUUCCUAGUUACAAGGUUAAAGUGACCGGAAUGAACCCCAAGACCAAGUACAUCCUGUUGAUCGACAUCGUCCCGGCUGACGACCACCGGUACAAAUUCUGUGACAAUAAAUGGAUGGUGGCUGGGAAGGCAGAGCCGGCCAUGCCGGGGCGGCUGUACGUGCACCCCGACUCGCCGGCCACGGGAGCCGGGCGGGCGGCUGGGCCGGCUCGCCCUCCCCGGCACCCUCGGCCGCUGCGGGUGCCCGCAGGUGUACGGCACCGGGCUCCCUACCUGGCUCCCACCAUCCCGGGCUCCAGCUCCUCCCGGCAUCCCAAAAUCCCGCAGAGACCCCUGCCCAUAGCUUUGCUCCGAUGUGCAGGGCUCGGGCAGGAACCGCUUGCUGUUGGGAUCAUUCUUAAUUCAAUGCAUAAAUACCAACCACGGCUGCAUAUUGUGAAGGCGGAUGAGAACAAUGCUUUCGGGUCGAAGAACACAGCCUUCUGCACCCACGUUUUUCCGGAGACGUCCUUUAUAUCGGUGACUUCCUACCAGAAUCACAAGAUAACCCAGCUGAAAAUUGAAAACAACCCCUUUGCCAAGGGAUUCAGGGGGAGCGACGACAGCGACCUGCGCGUGGCACGACUGCAAAGCAAAGAAUAUCCAGUAAUUUCCAAAAGCAUCAUGAGGCAGAGGUUGGUGUCCAGUCAUGGCCAGCUUUCAACAAAGCCAGACGUUAACCCACUUCAUGGGAAUCACCAGACCCUUCAACAUUAUCAGUAUGAGAAUGGUGCUCACAUGCAAUUUGCAGCUUCAGAUACUCAAGACCUGCCACUCAACACCUUCACAGCACAGAGAGAUUCAGGGCUCUUCUAUCAUUGCCUAAAAAGAAGAGAAAGCGCUCGGCACCUGGACCUGCCCUGCAAACGCUCCUACCUGGAAGCCUCCUCUUCUGUAGGAGACGAUCACUACUUCCGUUCCCCGCCGCCGUACGAUCAGCAGAUGCUCAGCCCUUCCUACUGCAGCGAGGUGACUCCGAGGGAAGCGUGCAUGUACUCUAGUUCUGGGCCCGAAAUCGCUGGUGUCUCGACGGUUGACGACUUGCCGCCUCCACCUCCCCCCUUGAGCUGCAAUAUGUGGACUUCUGUCGCACCUUACACCAGCUACAGUGUUCAGACAAUGGAAACUGUCCCUUACCAGCCUUUCCCUGCUCACUUCACUGCCACCACCAUGAUGCCACGGCUCCCGUCCAUCGCAGCUCAAGGCUCGCAGCCCCGGGGCACCAGCCACUUCAGUGUCUACAACCAGCUGUCCCAGUCUCAGGUUCGGGAGCGCGUUCCUUCAUCAUCUUUCCCGAGGGAAAGGGUGCACCCUUCUGUGUGCGAGAGAAAACCCCCCUCUCCGCACCUAAACGCGGCGAACGAAUUCCUGUACUCACAAAGCUUUUCCUUGUCGAGGGAGUCGUCGCUGCAGUAUCAUUCAGGGAUAGGGACUGUGGAGAACUGGACUGACGGAUGA